Molecule: messenger RNA, 714 nt
Organism: Tuber aestivum (summer truffle)
Lineage: Eukaryota; Fungi; Ascomycota; Pezizomycetes; Pezizales; Tuberaceae
Source: the annotation of a GenBank genome assembly
AUGCCGCAGUCCUCCCACCCUCCUCACCCAAACAUAACGAUAACCCCGCCAACACCCUUGACCAUCCCGCUGCUAAAACGCCUAAACACCCUCCUCCUACCCAUCCCUUACCCGCAAACCUUCUAUAGCGAGAUCCUCUCUUCCCCUCUCCUAACUCGUCUGACCCGUCUGGCCUUCUACAACCCCCCUCCAUCCUCUUCCUCCCCCUCUGCACAACCCAUUUGCGUCGGCGCCAUCCGCUGCAGAUUAGAGCCUCACGGAAAAUUAUAUGUCAUGACGUUGUGCACCCUGAGCCCGUAUCGUGGGCUCGGUGUGGCGGGGAGGUUGCUGGAGGCGGUGGUGGGGAGAGGGGUCAGGGAGGUUUACGCCCAUGUUUGGGAGAUGAAUAUUGAGGGGAUUGGAUGGUAUGCGCGGCGCGGGUUCGAGGUGGGGGUUGUGGCCGGUGGGUAUUACCGACGGUUGAGGCCGGAUGGUGCACGGGUUGUUAGGCGUAGGGUGGGGGUUGGGGAGUGGGUUGGGAGGGAGGGGGUUGUUGAGGGGGAUGAUGAUGGUGAUGAUGAUGAGGAAGAGGAGGGACGGGAAGGAGAGGAAAUGUUUGGGGAUGGGGAGGAUGUGAGGGACGGAGAGCGCGGGCCGGAGGGGAGUGGAGAAGCACAGGAGGGGAGUGAACCGGAACGCGGAGGCGGGAACGGGGAAGAAGAGAUCAAACAAUAG